Molecule: messenger RNA, 2197 nt
Organism: Telopea speciosissima
Lineage: Eukaryota; Viridiplantae; Streptophyta; Magnoliopsida; Proteales; Proteaceae
Product: protein TRANSPORT INHIBITOR RESPONSE 1-like
Exons: 3
Coding region: 68-1813 (581 amino acids)
Biological process (GO): SCF-dependent proteasomal ubiquitin-dependent protein catabolic process
Cellular component (GO): SCF ubiquitin ligase complex
Molecular function (GO): protein binding
Source: RefSeq, a predicted model, not a curated record
GUUCUCAGAGCUAAUUAUCUGAUAGUGAGUUUUAGAAGCAGUCGAAGGUCUGGUAAACCAAGUAUCAAUGGCGUAUUCAUUUCCUGAAGAGGUUCUAGAGCAUGUUUUCUCUUUUAUUCAUUCCUAUAAGGACCGAAAUGCCAUUUCUCUUGUCUGCAAGUCCUGGUAUGAUAUUGAACGGUGGUGCAGGCGUCGGAUCUUCAUCGGAAACUGUUAUGCUGUGACUCCGAGGAUUACAAUAAGACGGUUUCCUGAGCUCCGAUCUGUGUCAUUGAAAGGAAAACCUCAUUUUGCUGAUUACAAUCUUGUGCCACACAAAUGGGGAGCUAAUUUGUACCCUUGGGUGGCAGCCAUGGCUCAAGCCUAUCCUUGGUUAGAAGAGCUGAGGCUGAAGCGUAUGGUGGUAACGGAUGAUACUUUGGAAAUGAUUUCUCAUUCGUUUAAGAACUUUAAGGUUUUGGUCCUCUCGUCCUGUGAAGGUUUCACUACUCACGGACUCGCCGCCAUUGCUGCCAAUUGCAGGAAUCUGAGAGAGUUAGACUUGCAGGAGACUGAAGUGGAUGAUCCGAGUGGAAAUUGGCUCAGCCAUUUCCCUGAGUCAUGUACGUCACUGGUUUCCCUUAACUUUACACGCCUGGAGGGGGAGGUCAGCUUCUCUGCACUGGAGCGUCUAGUAGGAAGGUGCACCAACUUGAGGACCCUUCGGCUAAACCAAGCUGUGCCCCUUGACAAGCUUGCCAACCUCCUCUGCCGGGCACCUCAGCUGGUUGAUCUUGGUACAGGGAUCUACUCAGGUGAGGUCCGCCCUGAACUCUACUCAAAGCUCGUGAGUGCCUUUGCAGGCUGCAAGGAGCUUAAAAACCUCUCUGGGCUAUGGGAAGUGGUCCCUGCUUAUCUUCCAGCUAUCUACCCUGUUUGUCCUGGACUCACAUCAUUGAACUUGAGCUAUGCUACCAUCCAAAGCGUGGAUCUCAUCAAGCUUGUUAGCCAGUGUCAGAAUCUGCAGCAGUUGUGGGUACUGGAUUACAUUGAAGACAGUGGCCUUGAUGCUCUUGCAGCAUCUUGCAAGGAUCUGCGGGAACUGAGAGUAUUUCCUUCAGACCCGUAUGGUGCAGAGCAGAAUGUCUCACUAACGGAACAGGGCCUUGUCUCCGUUUCUGAGGGUUGUCCCAAGCUUCAUUCGGUGCUCUACUUCUGCCGCCAAAUGUCCAAUGCUGCCCUAUUUACCAUUGCUAGAAACCGUCCCAACAUGACUCGUUUCCGUCUAUGCAUUCUUGAGCCUCAUACCCCCGAUUACCUUACUCUACAGCCCCUUGAUGUGGGCUUUGGUGCUAUUGUGGAGCACUGCAAGAAUCUCCGGCGCCUUUCACUCUCUGGUCUCCUCACAGAUCGAGUAUUUGAGUACAUUGGCACUCAUGCUAAGAAGCUUCGGAUGCUGUCAGUGGCCUUUGCUGGGGAUAGUGACUUGGGACUCCAUCAUGUGCUGUCCGGGUGUAAGAGCCUCCGGAAGCUGGAGAUUCGGGACUGCCCCUUUGGUGACAAGGCUCUCUUGGCCAAUGCAUCAAAGCUGGAGACAAUGCGAUCCCUUUGGAUGUCUUCAUGCUCUGUUAGUUUUGGAGCUUGUAAGCUGUUGGGUCAAAAGAUGCAAAGGCUCAAUGUAGAGGUUAUUGAUGAGAGCGGACCACCGGAUUCAAGCCCAGAUGACUGUCCUGUCGAAAGGCUUUAUGCUUAUCGAUCAGUUGCAGGGCCUAGAUUCGACAGGCCAACCUUUGUUUGGACAGUGGAUGAGAACUCUGCCAUGAGGCUUUCUUAGUUGAUUCAUCAUUCUAGGGAGGAUUGUGCAUCUGGGACUAGGAGAGUUUGAGGUAAGAGCAUUACUUACUUUUUCUUGUUUUGUAUUUUGUCUUCUGCAGCUUAAUACGACUGCAUUGGUACUGAAUGUUAACAUUGGAACAGAAUCAUUGAAGGGUACAUAAGAUGUCAGGAGCUGGGAGCCAUUUGUUUUAUUAGCUGGCUGGUACAGAAAGUAAGAAAUUAGGGGAGGGGGCUCAAAUUGGUGGGUAAUAAAGAGAUCAAGCACUUGUUAUAACAUCUAUGUGAAAGAGAGUAAGCUGAUUCUCAGCAUAAAUGUACACAUGAUGGCAUUUGCAGCAAAAAUAUUGUACCUUUUAUUUAUUAUUAGAUGGAUUUCACUCUA